GAAGGCCCGGCUGGUCGAGGUCGACUAUGGGACGGGGCACGUCGCGGGGCGCGCGGCGGAGGACACCGUAGUCUUCGGGGCCGUGCGGGUCUCCGGCGCGUCCUUCCUGGUCGUGGACGAGCUCAUGCCUGUGCCGUUCUCUCUUCCUCCACCGGCACGGGGCGUGGGACUGCAUCCUCGGCCUGGGCCGCUCGGGGCCGAAGGGCGCGCGGCGGCCGCUGCACGAGCGCCUGCGGGAGCAGCAGCAGCGGGCCCUGUUCGCCAUCGUCCCCUCCGGCCCCUCGGAGGCCUCCCUGGUCCUCGGCCGCGUGCCCUCCGCGUCCGUGGAGCCGGGCUCCCUGGUGUGGGUCGAGUCCAGGGCUCUGGGCAGGGAGCUGGAGAAGUUCUGGACCGUCCCCGGCUCCGUCGCGGCGGGGGAGCACACGUGGCGCGCGGACCUCGUCCUCGACAGCGGCUCCAACAUGGUCAUGAUGGUGCCCGGCGCGAGCUUCGCUCGGCUGCUGCGCGCGCUGCUGGGCCCCGUCCACGUGGAGACCAGCUGCUACGCGAACCCCGCCCCUGGCUCGGACGACGUGCUCUGCGACUGCGCGGUGGCGGAGGACCGGAGCCUGGGGGCGCUGCGGGUCGUGCUGGGCGGCAGGGCCUUCGAGCUCGAGGCGCGCGAGCUGUUCCUCCGGGUCCCCGCGGACGACGGCGGCGAGAGGUGCCUCCUGGAGGUGAAGCCCAACUCGAAGCUCCUCGGCGAGGGCAGCAACGGCUCCGCGUCGCCCGGCCAGGGGCGGCGGGCGCAGCUGUGGAUGCUGGGGGGCAUGUUCAUGGCGCGCUACGCCACGCUCUUCGACUUCGACCGCGGCGCCGUGGGCUUCGCCGAGGCGACGGCCGCCCGCGGGCCCGCCGCGGAGGUGCGGCCCUGGGUGGAGGAGGCGGAGGCGCGCGGCCUCGGCCCGGCGCG
This is a messenger RNA of Prorocentrum cordatum, 952 nucleotides long. The record is from the annotation of a GenBank genome assembly. NCBI's taxonomy places the organism in Eukaryota, Dinophyceae, Prorocentrales, Prorocentraceae.